AUGCCGGGCAUAGCUGCGGAGAAAACGCGGCUGAAACCGAACCUAUUCUUCUACUACCUCGCCCGCCACAGAUCACUCAACGACGUGUGCAAGUGGUUCUACUAUGUUGCCAAUGAUAACGAGGGUAGAGGCACAGUCUUCUUCGAGUGCUGCGACCCCUAG
This is a messenger RNA of Bipolaris zeicola 26-R-13, 162 nucleotides long. RefSeq lists its product as uncharacterized. The transcript has 2 exons. The record is from RefSeq and is a predicted model, not a curated record. The coding region runs from base 1 to 162 and encodes 53 amino acids. NCBI's taxonomy places the organism in Eukaryota, Fungi, Ascomycota, Dothideomycetes, Pleosporales, Pleosporaceae.